Messenger RNA from Oncorhynchus keta (chum salmon), 1699 nucleotides. RefSeq names its product solute carrier family 22 member 15 (gene slc22a15). The transcript is spliced from 12 exons. Gene Ontology annotation, biological process: transmembrane transport. NCBI's taxonomy places the organism in Eukaryota, Metazoa, Chordata, Actinopteri, Salmoniformes, Salmonidae. Gene Ontology annotation, molecular function: transmembrane transporter activity. The record is from RefSeq and is a predicted model, not a curated record. The coding region runs from base 77 to 1684 and encodes 535 amino acids. Gene Ontology annotation, cellular component: membrane.
AAUCCACGUCUGCGAAAUGAUGUUUGCUCAGUCUGUCAAAUUGGUGUGAUGUGCUUGAAUAUUGUUUCCUCUUGGAAUGGAUUUAGAAGAGGCAUUUCAACUAGUCGGAGAAUUCGGAUCAUAUCAGAAGCAGAUGGUGUUGGUUCUUGUGUUGCUACAGGUGUAUAUGGCAUGCCAGUCCAUGCUCAUUGUGCUCAUUGGCGCUAUACCAGAAUACCACAUUGAACAAGGUGACCACUCCAACUAUGAGGAGCUCAUCAAACACGUUACAUUUACAGAGGAUGUGAACUCCAUCGUGACGGAGUGGUUCCUUCUAAAGCAACAGGCUUACAAGGUCAGCUUGGCAGGCUCUUUGUUCUUCGCCGGGGUCUUGAUUGGAAAUGUGUUUUUUGGACCCCUCUCUGACAAGAUUGGAAGGAAACCAGUCUUCUUAACAGCUCUGUUCUUUGAGGUGGUGUUUGGCUAUGCCACAGCCUUUGCUCCCAGCUAUGAGGUGUUUGCGUUGUCGCGCCUGCUGGUGGGUCUGAUGAAUGGGGGUAUGUCCCUCGUCUGUUUUGUGCUCACCCAGGAGUAUGUGGGCAAGGCCUAUUGGGCCAUGACAGGGACCUUGACUAAUAUGACCUUUGCUGUGGGUAUUGCCCUGUUUGGUAUCCUUGGCUACUAUAUCAGACCAUGGCGUACCCUGGCAACAACAGCUAAUUCUCCUGGCGUCCUGUUUUUUCUACUUUGUGUGACUCUCCCGGAGUCUCCACGCUGGCUGUAUUCCCGUGGUUACACGGAGAAGGCGGAGGAGGUUUUGCAGUAUAUAGCUGUGCGGAAUGGGAACAGCAAUGCUGCAGCCAAAGUAAAGCUCCGUAUGUGUCCUGGCUCUGUCAAGACUGGUAACCAGGGCAACAAUGGCCCUGGCUUCCUCGACCUGUUCACCCACACAGUGCUCCGCUGGAGAACCGUGGUGCUCAUGUAUGUCUGGUAUUCCUGCAGCCUGGUGUACUAUGGGCUGACCAUGAAUGCCAGUGAGGACAGUGGGAACCGCUACUUCAGUGUUGCCAUGUAUGGACUAGUGGAGCUCCCAGCCUACCCUCUCUGUAUCUAUUUCAUAAACAAGCAGUGGGCUGGGAGAAGGAAAACCAUGGCCAGCUUUCUGGCUUUAGCUGGCUUGUCGUGUUUAUGCACCAUGUUGGUUCCAGUAAAUGCUGGGGCAUUGUUCAAUGCUACUUCUUUAGCUUUGUUAGGAAAGCUGUUGGUCAGUGCGGCUUUCAACAUAGUGUAUGUCUACACUACUGAACUAUACCCCACUGCUGUAAGGAAUGCUGGUCUUGGGGUCUGCUCAAUGUCUUGCAGAGUUGGGGGGAUCCUGGCCCCUUUUGUGCCCUCUAUGAGAGAGUUACACACCUCUAUGCCCUUCCUGGUGUUCUGUCUCAGUGGGAUCUCUGCUGGCUGCCUGGGUCUCCUUCUCCCUGAGACACUUAACAAACCUGUGACAGAGACACUGGAUGAGCUCAGCAGCCAUGCUUACCACCGCAUUGUAGAGACCAAGAUGCUCUAUAUUAUGAUGGAAAUGGAGGAGGGUGAACUCCAGUGGGAACAGCCAGAGGCCUUUGUCAGUCAUGAACUCUGGAGGAGGUUUCAGCUUGUCCUCAGAGAAGCUGACUUCUGGAAUGCUGCAAUAACAGAUGUUGUCUGACAUAGCCAAUAAUUA